Molecule: messenger RNA, 3365 nt
Organism: Pseudomyrmex gracilis
Lineage: Eukaryota; Metazoa; Arthropoda; Insecta; Hymenoptera; Formicidae
Product: putative sodium-coupled neutral amino acid transporter 10
Exons: 7
Coding region: 443-3349 (968 amino acids)
Biological process (GO): amino acid transmembrane transport
Molecular function (GO): amino acid transmembrane transporter activity
Source: RefSeq, a predicted model, not a curated record
AAUAGCCUAAUAUUACAUUUGUCGUACGAUAAAGACUUUAAGUUAUGUUGAUUGGUUAUCAGAUAGAGUUUUAUAAAGAACUCUAUUUGAUAGCCAAUCAAUAUAUUUAAAAUCUUUGUCGUACGACAAAUGUAAUACUAGCUUAAAGCUUGUGUGCGCGCGCGAACACAAGUUCGCCAACUGUCGCCACGCGCAAAUUGACAUGUCGUCGAAAUGUAAAACGUGACCGAUUUCCCAACCUCUAAGAGCAUUUUUGUCAUUUACUAAUUUUUGUUUUUACAUAGACGCGUAACAGUUUUGGAUCUCCGAACCUUAUGUUUAGCGCAAAAACGUAUCAAAUGAGCAUUAAGUCAUUGAAAUCCGUAGUGAAAAACAAAAUCUAAAGAGAUGUGAAAAGAAGCGCACACGUUUGUACAAAAAUACAAAAUUGAAAAUUUCCAAAAUGAUUCCUCACAUGUCGCACGUGAUGACACUCGCCAACAGCAUCAUAGGUGUAAGCGUUCUCGCUAUGCCCUUUUGCUUCAAGCAAUGCGGUAUCGUGCUGGCUGUAUUGCUGUUGCUUCUGUGCAGCGUCUUGUCCAGGUUGGCUUGUCACUUUCUCAUCAAGUCAGCCGUAAUAUCUAGGAGACGCAAUUUCGAACUACUCGCAUUCCAUGCAUUUGGACACAUGGGUAAGUUUCUGGCGGAACUUUUUAUCAUCGGUUUUAUGCUGGGCACGUGCAUCGCGUACUUUGUUGUCGUCGGCGAUCUGGGACCACAGAUAAUUGGCAAGAUGAUAAGCAAGACUCCAGCCAACGUUCGCACCAGCUUGCUCGUCGUUACCGGAGUCUUCUUGGUAUUGCCACUGGGACUGCUUCGAAAUAUCGACAGUCUCGCCAGCAUUUGCACCGCCACCAUCGUUUUUUAUAUCUGCCUUGUACUAAAGAUAAUGAGCGAGUCAACUUUCCAUAUUUUCGCGGGAGAUUGGUUUGACGAUGUUAACUACUGGAGACCGGAUGGUAUUCUCCAGUGCCUGCCGAUAUUUUCGAUGGCGCUCUUCUGUCAAACACAACUGUUUGAGAUAUACGAAACCAUUCCGAAUGUAUCUUUAGAGAAGAUGAACGAAGUUGUGCGCGGAGCGUUGAACAUGUGUACUCUCGUAUACGUGUGCGUUGGCUUGUUCGGUUACAUAGCAUUUUGCACCCAGUCGUUUACAGGAAACAUUUUGCUAAGUUUCGAUCCUAGUAUAACGUCGGAUUUGAUCAAGCUGGGAUUUGUGUUUUCGGUCGCGUUCAGUUUUCCUCUAGUCAUUUUUCCGUGUCGCGCGAGCUUGAAUUCCCUUUUGUUUCGCAGGAUGCACACUCACGAGCCGUCCGUCAAUUACUUGCCGGAAUCCAGAUUUCGAUGCCUCACCAUCGCGAUAGUCGGCAUCUCCCUCGUCAUUGGCAUUCUGGUGCCGAACAUAGAGUUUGUUCUCGGUAUCGUGGGAUCGACGAUUGGUGUGAUGAUUUGUUUGAUAUUCCCGGCAGUGUUCUUCAUAUCUAUAAGCACCAAAAACACUAACGAACGAUUAAUAGCGCAGGGCAUUUUAUUCGUCGGCGUUUGGAUCAUGGUUCUCGGCACUUACGCCAAUUUGUACGCUAUGGAGGAAUCGACGAGUGCGAAACUGACGAUAACCAGCAAACCGCUCGGUCAGGUUAACAAUUUGCCGCUUAAUGUAAUUAAAGAGAACUUGCACAUUAUUCCCGAUGUUCCCGAUAGCUUGGACUUUGUUCACAGAGCUAAUAAGGACAAGGGCAACAAGUUACCGGAGAUAAAUGUUCUCGAGAAAGACGUUCGACAGGAACCGCCGAUACCGGUCGAACGUGUGAUCGUCACCGAGAAGCCGUUGAACGUCGAUAAAUCUGACAAGAUCACAGCGGGCACUCUUGUGCCGGAAGUGAAGGAAAUGGUUGAAACGAUUAAAACGUUAAACGUCGUCAAUUUAAAUCCGCAAGUCGCCGUUAGCACCGAAGUUGCCAAAAUCGACGAGCCCGUCACGUUAAAAGCGGAAGAGAUAAAGAUAAUCGAGGAAAAGGAGCGAUCGAUGGACCUGCAGAAAAACGACAUUCUCAUCGAUCUGGACGCGAUAAAAAAGGAGGAAUCGGAAUUAGCGGCGGACGGGGACGUCGCUAACGCGAGAGCGGCGGAACGGCACGAGCAGCUGCGGAAGACGCUGGAGAAGCACAAGUUGGAGCAACGUCAGAUGAUGCAGGAGCAAAAGAAGAUUCUGAACGACAUCAAGGAGCAGAAGCAAGAACUCGAGAGGGAAAAGCAGAGAAUGGCGAAGGACGAGAAGAAGGUGCGGAUUAACGCGGAUGAUGUUUUGACGAAGAGCAAGGACAGUCCGAGAGAAAAUGGCAAGAAAACGGUAGCAAAUAGCGAGGACAACAUCGAAAAGGGUAAGAAAGCACUUUUGGAAGAGAAGGAACAAGAUAUCGCUAACAACGCGGAGUCAAGUGGAAAGCAACAGUCGCGAGACGAGAACCACGAAAUGAACAUUGCGGCUGAAAACAGCGAAAAGAACUUGAAUUUGCUUCGAAAGAUGUCUCACGAUGCGAAUAUCGAGGGAUCGCGAAAAAUCUCGAAAGACGCGCCGGCUAAAUCACCCGUCAUGGAGAAAAUCACUGAUCGCGGAGCGUUCGAACAGGUGGCGCCGUUGCGAAACGAGAAACGAGACGAGGAGAAGAUAGAACAAGUCGAAUUCAAUAAUUCGGUAAACAUGAAAGGUCCGAUCUUGAACGUGCUGUCGAAGGGAGCCCUGCGCCGAUCCGUGGCAGAGGAAGAACUCGCUAAAGAGACCGACAAGAAAGAGGAGAUCGUAAACAAGGUUGUUGGAGCGUCGGAUAAAGAACACGACGACCGAUACUCGGUGCCGAUCGCGCUGAAGAUGACAAACCAAUCGAAAGCGGACAAGACCGCGAUCGAACAAUCGUCGUCGAACAAGAGCGAACCGAUGAUUCUCGCUAUACGCAGAGAUAUCCUGGAGAAAAACGAGCGCGAGAAACGAGACGCGGACUUAGCGAACGACACGAGAAUCGAUCGUCCGCCGGAGACGUUCGAAUCUUUGGCGAAGAACGUUAACGACGCGGAGAUCUGUUCGAAGGACAAUUCGAAGACGUCCAAGGUGGAAAAGGAGAUCGAGAAACAGACAACCACGAGCACAACAACCGAAGCUCUAAUCAAGACGAACGUUUACUUGUCCGAGCAAGGAAUGACGAAGACAAUUCCUUUGGGAGAUUCCCCGCGCAUCGGCCUAAGCGGGGAAUACGCGAGCAUAAAGCAGAGAGAUUUAAAGACUCUAGAUUUAAAAACCAACAUAGAAAUAUAAAACUGACAUAUAUAUG